Pisolithus orientalis is the source of this 3147-nucleotide messenger RNA. RefSeq names its product Piwi domain-containing protein. The transcript has 31 exons. Bases 1 to 3147 code for a protein of 1048 amino acids. NCBI's taxonomy places the organism in Eukaryota, Fungi, Basidiomycota, Agaricomycetes, Boletales, Pisolithaceae. The record is from RefSeq and is a predicted model, not a curated record. Gene Ontology annotation, molecular function: GTP binding; RNA binding; GTPase activity.
AUGCAUACCAGCGAGUACGACUAUCUAUUCAAGCUCCUUCUCAUCGGUGACUCUGGUGUUGGGAAGUCCUGUCUCCUCCUUCGGUUCGCGGACGACACAUACACGGAGAGCUAUAUAAGCACUAUUGGUGUCGACUUCAAGAUCCGCACUAUCGAACUCGAGGGAAAGACCGUGAAGCUACAGAUUUGGGACACAGCGGGUCAAGAGCGAUUCCGCACGAUCACAUCCUCCUACUACCGAGGUGCUCAUGGUAUCAUCGUCGUUUACGACGUCACUGACAAUGAUACUUUCACGAACGUUAAGCAAUGGCUUCAGGAGAUUGACCGAUAUGCGUCGGAGGGUGUUAACAAGUUGUUGGUAGGCAACAAGUCAGACCUGACUAACAAGAAGGUGGUCGAGUACAGUGUGGCCAAGGAAUUUGCUGACCAACUCGGCAUUCCUUUCCUGGAGACCUCGGCCAAGAAUGCAACGAAUGUCGAGCAGGCGUUCUUGACCAUGGCGAAACAGAUCAAGGAUAGAAUGGGAGCUACGUCAACUCCUGCGGGAGGUGCGAAGUCAUUAACGGUGACUCCGGGGCAGCUCGUUGUUUACACUAACUCGUUCAAAGUCGAGCGCAUCACAGAAAAUAAGAAAUAUCAUCAAUACGAUGGUACUGUGUACUUUGAUUUCACCUCGUUAUACAUGCACUCAGUAUACCUGUUGAAUGGCACCCAUGCUCGCGUCUUACUACAACAGGCCGGAAGACGUAUCGAAAUUUUCGAACGGCUGCAAAACCAUACCGAACCGACGCUUUUCACCCCCAAGGUGAUCUAUGAUGGAGACGCGAUCGCUUACUCGGGGAGGAUACUCGCUUUUGGGCAGUCCCACACGUUUGAGGUAGACAUGUCAGACCGUGGUACGAGCAAGCGCCGAUUUGCGGUCACCUUGAAGCGCGUCGAUGCUUCAGUCAUCGACUUCAAUGAUCUACGUCAAUUCCUCGAUGGUCGUUUGAAGCAACAGACCCCAAAAGUCAUCGUAGCCAUCAAUCUCUUGCAACUCAUUUCAUUCUUCACUAAGGACGCUGGAAGGGUAACCCUGGGGGGCGGAUUAGAAGCAUGGAAAGGCUUUUACCAGAGCGUCCGACCAACGCAUAAUCAAUUACUUGUCAACGUAGAUGUUACAUGCGGUGUCCUCUACCAGGAGGGUCGCCUUAUUGACGUCGCCCUUGCUUUAUUGGGGCAAUCUCAUGUACGCACACUGAAGCUUCAGGAGGCUUCCCCCGACUUUCGAAAACUCAAGAGCUUCUUCAAAGGGGUAUUCGUUGGCUUUACGCAUUUGAAGGGCAAGAAGAAAAAGAUUUCGCAGUUCAUUCCUGAGGCUGGGUACUAUAAAUUCCAGAAGGGAUCCGAUGGACCGGAGAUUACCGUUCAGCAAUACUACCGGGAAACUUAUAACAUCCAUCUCCAGUACCCGGAGAUUAUUGGAGUUGGUUUUGUCAGGAAAAAUGAGGUUACCGUAAUCCCCUUGGAACUGUGUGUCGUUUUACCCAACCAGCGUUACACCCGCAAGUUGCCUCAAGAGUGCACCAAGAAGAUGGUGGAGUUUAGUUCAGAGAAGCCUCAAGCUCGGAUGGAGGCUAUCAUGAGAGGCUUAAGUAGCUCGGGCCCUAACACAGCUUUAGAUUACAGAAAUUCCCCUUAUGUACAAGAAGCGGGUUUGCAGAUCUCCGCAUCUCCUUCAGCAAUCGACGGCCAGGUUCUCAAGACACCAGGCAUGGCCUAUGGCCAAACCAACAAUUUAGUUAUUUCGCUUCAGUUUCCGAGGAAUGGGGGUUGGAAUGUGCUUAAUCAGAGGUUCCACCAGCCUCGCGAUAUUAAGGCGUGGGCUGUGGUGGAUUACAGCCUGAAUAAGGCGAGAGCCCGUUCCAAUACAGAGAGAUUUGUCAAGAUGCUGGUGGAAUGUUGCGGGCAACUAGGUAACAACAAUCGUUCUGUCUGUUUCGUGAAUGGUAGGGCUCAUGCGUUGCAGGAAUGUGUGUACAAAGUCGGGAGUCAGAAUGUUAGCCAGGACUUGAUGAAUGCUGGCAAGGAGGCCAGUUUCCAAACACCACCUGACCUCAUAUUGGUGGUAUUGCCAUCAUCUGCAGCAGAGAUAAGGUUAGCUGUAAAACAAUUUGGGGAUGUUCAUACUGGUAUCUCUACACAGUGUGUUAGGGAAGAUAAGAUUGCUCGUGCCAAUAAUCAAUACUGCAACAAUGUUGCAAUGAAGAUUAAUGCCAAACUAGGAGGUGUGAAUGCAAUACCCAAAGCACCUGCACUAGACAAAUUAAAGGAGGCACCAUUCAUGAUUAUGGGUGUUGAUGUGGGGCACCCCUCACCUGGAGUAAUGGAUCAGCCCUCUGUGGCAUCUUUAGUAUUCUCUUUUGACAUGGAUGCCUCACGUUAUGAGGCUUUGACUUGUAUCCAGAGGCCCAGACUAGAGAUCAUUGAAGACUUGGGAAGCAUGGUGAAGACUGCUGUCAACUUGUUUGGCAGCAGAAACAAGGCACCUCCUCAACGUCUCAUCCUGUUCAGAGAUGGGUUAUCUGAGGGUGAGUAUGCUCAAGCAGCAGAAAGGGAGAUCCAGGCUAUCAAAGAUGCCAUGGAUGCCCUUUGGACUGAAAGGAAGGUGAACAGGCCAAAGCCAUUGCUGACAUAUAUUGUAGUAGGAAAAAAGCACCAUGUCAGAUUCUUCCCAAAGUCUCAGAAUGAGGGAGAUAAGUCAGGGAACUGCCCUGCAGGCUUUGUGGCUGACAAGGGUGUUGGUAACCCAAUGGCCCAAGAUUUCUAUCUUCAGUCUCAUGGGGGUCUCCUUGGAACUAGCAGACCCAGCCACUACAUAAUCCUAGAAGAUGAAAACUUUGGAAGGAGGCUUGAUAUCUUGCAGAAUCUAUCUUUCUGUCUUUGCCAUGCAUAUGCUCGUGCUACUCGUUCUGUAUCCAUCCCUGCUCCAGUUUAUUAUGCUGAUAUUGUCUGUGCUCGAGCAAACUUCCAUUUCAAUCCAAACCUUCACUAUGAUGACAGUGCUAUGUCAUCCAUUUCAGGUGGUGCCAGUUUUGAUCUCCAGAAGUGGCACAAUGGGUAUAAAGGAAAACAUGCCAGCCUUGCUUGGAAGAUGCACUUUAUGUAG